Molecule: messenger RNA, 4299 nt
Organism: Capsella rubella
Lineage: Eukaryota; Viridiplantae; Streptophyta; Magnoliopsida; Brassicales; Brassicaceae
Product: probable disease resistance protein RPP1
Exons: 6
Coding region: 211-3936 (1241 amino acids)
Biological process (GO): defense response; signal transduction
Molecular function (GO): ADP binding; protein binding
Source: RefSeq, a predicted model, not a curated record
UUUGGACAGUGGUUUUGUCGUUAGCAACAUUUUCCACGAAAUCUAACCUUAUUUUCCAGGAAACAUCCAUUGAGUUUAUGUGCAAAAAGAGUCGUCAACGAAAAAAGUCUAUUUACUCUCAGAUUCACACAACAAUUGUUUCAACAACAAAGUGUGAUUCUUCCAAGUCCUGAAGAUCUCUCGGUCUUUUUAUUGCAUUGUGAAACAUCUAUGGGUUCUGUAAUGAGCUUGAGCAGUAACAAGAGGAAAGCUACGAGUCAGGAGGACGUUGAAUCCGAAUCUGUUAAAAGACAAAAGGUGUGCUCAAGUUCAACCAACGAUGUUGAGAAUGGCAAAUUGAUUCUUCAAGAUGAGUUUUCUUGGAAGAAACAUCCUUUGAGUUUCUGUGCAACCAGAGUCAUCAACGUCGCAACGGGUGUUUUUACAAAAUUCAGAUUCCAACUAGAUGAUAAAGAUAAUAUAUCUACUUUAUCCCUUUCAUCUCCUUCAACUUCUGUGUCUCAAAUUUGGAAACACGAUGUCUUUCCGAGCUUCCACGGACCAGAUGUCCGAAGAACCUUUCUUAGUCAUAUCCUUGUAGUGUUCAAGAGAAUGGGAAUCGACCCAUUCAUUGAUGAUGAGAUAGAGAGGAGUAAGCCGAUUGGUCCUGAGCUCAUAAAAGCUAUUAGAGGAUCGAAGAUCGCGAUCGUCUUACUUUCCAAGAACUAUGCUUCUUCUUCGUGGUGUCUUGAUGAGUUGGCAGAGAUCAUGAAAUGCUGGAAAGAGUUGGGUCAAAUAGUCUUGACUAUUUUCUAUGAAGUGGAUCCAACUGACAUAAAGAAACAAACGGGUGAUUUUGGAAAAUCCUUCAGAAAAACGUGUAGAGGUAAAAAAAAAGAGCAUAUUAAGAUAUGGAGAAAAGCAUUGGAGGAUGUGGCCACCAUCGCCGGAUAUCAUUCUCAGAAAUGGACUGACGAAGCAGACAUGAUCGAAAACAUAGCCACUGGUGUUUCAAACAUAUUAAAUUGCUCCAUACCUUCAAGUGAUAUUGACAAUUUAGUAGGGAUGGGAGCUCAUAUGAAAAUGAUCGAACAAUUAUUACGUCUAGAUUUGGAUGAAGUAAGGAUGAUCGGGAUUUGGGGGCCGCCUGGGAUUGGUAAGACAACAAUCGCUAGAAUUAUGUUUGACCAAGUAGCCAACAAAUUCCAAUUUAGUGCGAUCAUGUUUGAUAUCAAAAGAAGCUAUCCAAGUGUUCGUUUGAAUGACUUUAGCGCACAAUUGCAACUACAAAGCGAUUUGUUAUCUAAGACUAUUAAUCUUAAAGAUAACAUGAUUCCUCAUCUAGGAGUGGCACAAGAACGGUUGAAAGACAAGAAAGUGUUACUCGUUCUUGAUGAUGUGGAUUGCUUAAGUCAGCUACAAGUCUUGGCGGAAAAAAUUCAGUGGUUUGGUUCUGGAAGUCGGAUUAUAAUCACAACAGAAAAUAGAGGAGUUUUGAACGCCCAUGGGGUCAAUCAUAUUUACAAAGUGAAAUUUCCAUUAAGUGAGGAGGCUUUUCAAAUCUUUUGUAAGCAUGCCUUUGGACACAAGCACCCAGAUGAUGGCUUCUAUGAGCUUGCUAGAGAAGUUGCCAACCUUGCUGGUAAACUCCCUUUGGGACUGAAGAUUUUAGGCUCCAGUUUGAAAGGAAGGCCCAAGGCAGAGUGGGAAAGGAUACUACCAAUGUUAAAGACCAACCUUAAUGGAGAAAUAGAGAGCAUUAUAAAGAUCAGUUACGAGGCUUUAUAUUAUGAUAAUUAUAAAUAUUUAUUUCUUUAUAUAGCCUGCUUUUUUAAUGGUGAAGCCGUACAUCAACAUAAAGUGGAAGAGAUUCUUCGAAAGACUUUUUCGGAUGUGAGGCAAGGUCUUCACGUUUUAGCUGAAAGAUCUCUCAUAUAUAUUAAAUACGGAAAGAUACAGAUGCAUCCUCUACUACAACAAUUUGGAAGAGAAACUUCACGUAAGCAAUUCGUUCAACAUGGCCUUAGGAAACAUUAUUUUUUGGUCGAUGCAAGAGAUAUAUGUGAAGAGCUUAACAAUGAUACAACAGAUAAUAGGCGUUUUAUAGGCAUAAAUUUUGAUUUAUCUAAUAAUGAGGAAGAAUUAAACACAAAGGAGAAAGCACUUGAAAGAAUGUUUGAUCUCCAAUUCGUAAGAAUCAAUGGUCAGAACCUUGCUCAGGCUGAGACACUGCAUUCACUACUUCAUUAUCCUCAAAAUAUUAGAUCAGUAGAUUGGAGUCAUUUCAAGAAUACAUGUUUGCCAUCUACUUUUAAUCCCGCGUUUCUCGUCGAACUAUGUAUGAGUUCCAGCAAGCUUCAAAAACUAUGGGAAGGAACUAAACAACUUAAAAAUCUCAAGUGGAUGGAUUUGUCUGAUUCUAAAGAUCUGAAAGAGCUUCCCGAUCUUUCAACUGCCACUAAUCUUGAAAAUUUAGAUCUCCAAGGAUGCUCAAGUUUAGUGGAGCUUCCAUUUUCUAUUGGGAAUGCAACCAAUCUCCAGGAACUAAAUCUCUCUAGGUGCUCAAAGCUAGUGAAAAUCCCUUCUUCUAUUGAGAAUCUCGAAGAUUUGGAUCUAUCUAACUGCUCAAAUCUGGUGGAGUUUCCAUCCUCUAUAGGGAAUGAAAAUAAACUCAAGAAGUUAUAUCUUUGUGAUUGCACAAGUCUUGUGAAACUCCCGUCUUCUAUAAAUGCCACUAAUCUCAAGAGAUUGCUUCUACAAAAUUGUUCACGUGUUUUGGAGCUACCUGCUAUCGAGAAUGCGACUAAACUUGUGAUAUUGAAUCUCAAUAAUUGCUCAAGUCUACUAGAGCUCCCUCCUUCUAUUGGAACUGCCACAAACCUUAAGAGAUUGGAAAUGAGAGGGUGCUCAAGUCUCGUGAAUCUCCCCUCCUCUAUUGGAGAUCUCACUAAUCUCGAAGAUUUGGAUCUAUCUAACUGCUCAAAUCUGGUGGAGCUUCCAUCCUCUAUAGGGAACCUUCAGCGAUUGUCUUCGUUGACAUUGAGAGGAUGCUCAAAGCUAGAGGCUCUUCCAACCAACAUCAACUUGAAAUCUCUCAGUGAACUUAAUCUCAGAGACUGCUCGCAGUUGAAAAGUUUUCCUGAGAUCUCCACAAACAUUAAGUCUCUGUGGCUCACAGGAACAUCAAUAAAAGAAGUUCCUUUGUCGAUCAUGUCGUGCUCUGGUCUUUCUCAUUUCUGUAUGUCAUACUUUGUAAGCCUCAAGGAAUUCCCGCAUGCUCUUGACGUCAUCACGGAGCUGCAGUUGAUAAACGAAGAUAUACAAGAAGUUCCUCCAUGUGUCAAGGGAAUGCCUCGUUUACGUAUACUUGGACUCGACAACUGCAAUCAUCUGGUAUCACUCCCCCAAUUUUCAGAUUCUCUAUCUUGCAUAGAUGCAGACAAUUGUCAAUGCCUUGAGAGAUUGGAUUGUUCCUUUAACCAUCCACAGAUCCAUCUGAGUUUCAGAAAUUGCUUCAAACUGAAUCAAGAAGCCAGAGAUCUCAUCAUGCACACAUCCACUUCUGGAUAUGCGGUGUUACCAAGUACACAAGUGCCUGCCUGCUUCAAUCACCGAGCUACUGCUGGAGGUUUAUUGACAAUCAAGUUGAAUGAGUCGCCUCUUCCUAAAUCUUUGAGAUUUAAGGCUUGCAUCAUGCUGCUUAAUAUUAUUGGAGAAACAGGUGCUGAUCGUUGUUCUAUAUGGAUUGAAAUCAUGGACAAACAGAAUGAUUUCAAAGUUCGGUGUACACCAAUAAGUCGUCUUAUAUAUCCAGUUUUAACAGAGCAUAUCUACACAUUUGAAGUUGAAGCAGAGGAUGUGACUUCCACCGAGCUUCUCUUUCAGUUCACAUCACGCUAUAAUGACAAAUGGAAGAUCGGAGAAUGCGGGGUAUAUCAAAUCUUGGAGGUUCCUUAACGUUAAUGAACAAGAUGAGAGCUUCAGAGAUGAGCAUCGAUGGGGGAGAUUAGAAUAUUGUGUAAUGUUAUGUUUUAUUGAAAUUAAUUGCAGAUAAAGGAGAUCUAUACAAACAAAGACCGUGAAAAUAGAAUCGAGUAGCAGAAGGAAGAAUCUAAAAGGCAUGAGUAUAAGAAAUUCGUGUUUGAUUCAAACACCGGGGAGCUGUAGCGACUUUUGAAAUUGGUAUUUUGAUUAGUGAAUGAUGUUUUUGGGAUUUUGUUUUUAGGGUUUUGGUGCGAGCUAGUGAAGAGUUGUUUAGACUUUUGAAAUUCAUGUUUUUAUUUGUUUGAUCCAAGAAUGAGAAAUAAUUAUUCAACAUUA